Pomacea canaliculata is the source of this 971-nucleotide messenger RNA. Its product is annotated as nuclear nucleic acid-binding protein C1D-like. The record is from RefSeq and is a predicted model, not a curated record. Gene Ontology annotation, biological process: regulation of gene expression; maturation of 5.8S rRNA. The transcript has 5 exons. Gene Ontology annotation, molecular function: RNA binding; DNA binding. Lineage: Eukaryota; Metazoa; Mollusca; Gastropoda; Architaenioglossa; Ampullariidae. Gene Ontology annotation, cellular component: exosome (RNase complex); nucleolus. Bases 258 to 740 code for a protein of 160 amino acids.
CGUGACGACUCCAAACUUCGAGUAAACGACAUUAAUUCUUGUUUAGAAUGACAGACCACAGUGCUAAGAACGUUAACAUGGUCAACAUGUUUGAUGAAAGGAUAGAGAAAUUUUUUUUUUUUUCUAUAAAAUUUUGUUGACAAUUUUUCUAUUCCGCAACUAAUCGUAAAUAAGAGUAGCACCCCUUGAAAUCGGUCUACUCGCGUGGUCGUGUAACUCAACGCUGGCGAGUAAUUUUUGUUGUAUAUUCACAAACGAUGGAGAAGACGUCGGUCGCGGAUAUGCCUGCUGAGAUUAAGGAAAGACUGGCAUCUUUUGACGAGUCUUUAUCGAAUUUAGAUGCCUUAUUACAGCCUUUGCUUGCAACGCCACAUUCAGAGUUGGUUGAAAAGCUUCAGCCACUGGAUUCCGCAAAAAUGGAUCUUGUUGUGGCAUACAGUAUAAACUCACUUUUUUGGAUGUAUUUAAAUUUGUGUGGAGUCAAUCCGAAAGACCACCCAGUAAAGCAAGAACUGGAACGUAUUCGUAGCUACAUGAACAGAGUAAAAGAAGCACAGGAGAGUCUGAAUGCACCAAAAAUUGACAAAGCAGCAGCAAAACGUUUUAUUAAAAGUGCACUAUGGCAGAAAGCUAAGCAACAACAGGAAAACUCUUCUCAGAGUGAGGUUCAGCCUUCAUCAUCGUCAGAAUCAACGGACAUUUCAAAUUCUGGUGGCAGAAAAAGAAAGCAUAAAGAUUAAAUGCAUUAAUGCUUAUAUGUGUGUUUGUGUGUGAGAGAGAGAGAGAUGGGUUGGAAAUAUAAUUAUGUUCUGGAAUGUGUGGCAGACAGGAUUUCUGCUCACCAAGAUUUUAGUAUGUAAAAUGAAAAAAAAAAGUUGGGGUUGGGGCAUGUGCAGAAGCUCAGGUCUUCUGAAAAAAAUACACUUUUAAAUUUAGUGACCGAAUAAAGUUGUUUCAGUUUCAAAUUAAUA